AUGACAUCUGGUCCUGAGAUAGCGCGGUUAGUGAAUGAGUUCGAGCUGAAUCAACCAGAAGAUAUGUCGACACACCACGAAGUUCAGAAAAGUUUUCAAACCUCGUUUGGUAAUGAUGUCAAGUCAUUGGUGGCAACAUUUGAAGAGCUCGGGAACCCUUUCCUGGACCAAGGUGAUGAUCUUGUUGCACUGGACACCAAAGAAGUUGCUCCGCCAGAUGCGCUAGAGAGACUCAAGAAUAUUGAAAUCAAAGGUAAAUCCCAGUGUGACGAGUUUGUGUUGGAGCGUUUGGAGGAACGUAAGAGUUCCAUAUUUGAUCCAAUCAAGCGGAACAAGCUAAGCUUUUUUACUUCUGCCCUCCCGAAGAAAACAGCAAAGUUCCAACAGCAGCUAUCCUCUGUUAAGAGCGACUGCGCUCUUUUUUCCCGCCUCUACAUCUCAUGUCAGACCAGAGACGGUGACCUUGACGACUUCUUCAUGCAUGAGAAUCAAGGGUGUCCUCCUUCCCUAUCCAACCAGGGAAAGCUCCGCCUACCAAAAAAGAAAUCGGAACUGGUAGACUGUCUACUAGGGGAUGGCACAGCUGCACAAUCUACUAGGGAGACUGUCAAUGUUACCAUAAUUGAUGGGGCCGUAGCUGUCAAUAUGAUCAGACCAAGCAAAGAGGCAACAUUUGAAGAUUACGCUUUGAAAUCCUUCCUACCGUACAUAGAAACACAAUCCCGACUUGUUGACCGAAUAGAUGUUGUAUGGGACGUUUACAUUCAAAACAGCCUGAAACAUACAACCAGAUGCAACCGAGGGGCUGGUGUUCGACGUCGUAUCUCUGCAAGCAGUCCUAUUCCUCGCAAUUGGGGUGAAUUUCUUUGUGUGGAUGAGAACAAAACCCAACUUUUUAAGUUUCUGGCAGAGUAUUUAUCUAACCUCAACACGGAGAAGCAAGUCAUUACAACAGUUGGAAACCAAGUGCUUUGCACAGUACAGCGUGACCUUACUUGUCUUGCUCCUUGUUCUCACGAAGAAGCUGACACCAGAAUUAUACUUCACGUGCAAGACACCAUCAACCGUGGUUAUACAAGGAUCACUAUCCGCACUGUAGGUACGGAUGUUCUGGUCCUUGCAGUUGCAGCACUACCACUUCUUUCUGGCCCCACACAACCUGAACUAUGGCUCGCAUUUGGAACUGGAGCAAACCUUCGAUAUAUUGCUGCUCAUACAAUUUGCGCCAACCUUGGUCCACAAAUUUCAAAAGCACUCCUUUUCUUCCACGCCUUCACAGGUUGUGAUACAGUAUCCUGUUUUGCUGGAAAAGGAAAGAAAACUGCCUUCGAGGUAUGGAAGUUGUACCCUGAAGUCACAGAUGCCUUUCUCCUCUUGGCCUCCGAACCACAGGAAGUGAGCGAGUCUUGUAUGAUCAGCAUUGAGCGUUACACAGUACUACUCUACGUCCGAACCAGCAACAAGUCGACUGUAAAUGAAGCUAGAAAGCAGUUGUUUGCACAGAAAGGUCAAUCCCUGGACGCCAUACCUCCUUCUAGAGCGGCUCUAGUGGAACAUACAAGACUUGCUGCAUACCAGGCGGGACACUGCUGGGGACAAGCUCUUAAGCCACGCCCGGUGCUUCCUAGUCCUGAGAGUUGGGGCUGGACUCUGUGCGAAGGACAGUGGGAGCCAUACUGGACGACACUCCCAGAUGUCACACAAGUAUGCCGUGAGCUAGUCCGAUGUGGGUGUAAGAAGGGCUGCAGAGGAAGGUGCUCCUGUCUUAAAGUUAACCUCCACUGCACAGCACUUUGUUCUUGUGACGAGGAGUGUAAUAAUAGAUAG
This is a messenger RNA of Paramuricea clavata, 1827 nucleotides long. NCBI's taxonomy places the organism in Eukaryota, Metazoa, Cnidaria, Anthozoa, Malacalcyonacea, Plexauridae. The record is from the annotation of a GenBank genome assembly.